Molecule: messenger RNA, 654 nt
Organism: Suillus subalutaceus
Lineage: Eukaryota; Fungi; Basidiomycota; Agaricomycetes; Boletales; Suillaceae
Exons: 2
Source: RefSeq, a predicted model, not a curated record
UUAGCGAUCGAACUCCUGACCAAGGACAAUGAGGACACCCCUACUAAUCUAGCAUUCCUAUCAGCGCGCAGACUCCCACAUGGAGGCGUAUUAUACGAACUCGACUCAGUAGAAUCAGUUCUCUGGUUUAAUGUCCCUGCGCAUAGAAGCAAGUUCCUCGAACACUUCGGCACAGAGAUAGUUAUCAAAGACCGAUCCUUCCACGUACUAGUCGAGAAUGUGCCAAUAUCCUUCAUCCCGGACAACCACGCCGCAAUAGCUGAUGUAGAAAAGAAGGCAGGCCUCAAACAUAAGUCAAUAUACAGAGCAAGAUAUAUCAAACUGGCAGCCAGGCGCAACCCAGGUCAGCGCACAGCCCACGUCAUCCUCACAUUCGGCACGAAGGAGGGCGCCAACCAGGCCAUCAAGCAUGGAUUAUCAAUCGAGGGGAAGAAAGAACACGACACUUGCGGAACGUGUAGCAACCAACACAGAAUGGCUACCUGCACAAUCACUGAUCAGACCCAAUACCAGUGCAAGAACUGCGAUGUCGCAGGACACGCUGCAUGGAGCUGCGACUGCCCAAUGUUCAUAAGCAAAUGGGAGAGCUACAAGAACCGCAAUGUGGACGCUAAGUAUCGGUUCUUCCUGACUGAAGACCCGCUCACGUGGGAA